AUGGAAGAGAGACGGAACCGAGACACCUACUGCAUAGAAGCAGACCGCGAGGUUAUGGCCCCCUGUCUUGGCCUGAUUAAGGCAUCCAAAGCAUGCUUGAAAGAGGUGUCUGAAGCAGUUAAGAAUCAUGGAAAGGUCAGUGAACAAGAAUAUAUUGCCCAGAUGGAUGACCCGGCAGACUGCUCUAGUGAAAUCAGUCCAAGUAUAGAUGAACUGGUCUUGUGCCUAUAUCCACCUAGGAAUUAUAUUGCAGAUCAGUUUAAUGCAGCUAAAGUUGCUUCUCUUUUGAAGAAAACAUUGGACAGAGUAGGGAUGAGCCACAUGUGUCCUGAAUCUGAGAACAGCUGGGUACAGUUUCUAAACAGAGCAGUUGAUCAUAACAUGGACAAAGUCAAGGAGUUAACAGCAGCCUCUGCUUAGUUUCUGUAUUAUCCUUUCAUGCAGAUGGGA
Molecule: messenger RNA, 450 nt
Organism: Protopterus annectens (West African lungfish)
Lineage: Eukaryota; Metazoa; Chordata; Ceratodontiformes; Protopteridae
Product: cyclin-D1-binding protein 1 homolog
Exons: 1
Coding region: 1-420 (139 amino acids)
Biological process (GO): regulation of cell cycle
Cellular component (GO): nucleus
Source: RefSeq, a predicted model, not a curated record